CUCAAAUCAUACCUGUUGCGAGUGUGUCGACUGCCAAACGCAAAGUCGCUUGCUCCACCCAUUCGGCGCGACUUACACGUAUCAAAAUGUCCGUGAGAGGACCUGGAGGUGCAGGACGCGGACGUGGACGAGGACGUGGACGCGGUAGAGGAAAUACCAUGAACUGGUCAUGGGAAAUCUACACGCCUAGCCCCGACGUCUACAAUUCCCUUUGGCUCCCCCGCCACGAUCCUGCAACUGUUACACCUUACCCACCUGCGGCGUGCCCCAUCCCCCAAGCACGAACACGUAUCAUCGACCGUAGACAGACGGAGGGUGACUACAAUCGUAACUUCUACAUCGUGGAGAUCGUGCCAAAUGGCGAUAUUGAGGUCCCCGAGAAAGUCGAAGUUGAUUCGAGUCGUAUAUUGGAGUUUGUGAGCCCGAGCGAGCUGGAGAGGUUCGAGAAUGAAUGUUUUCGCGUCGAGGCGGAGGUACAGGCUGUGGCGGAGAGAGUGGAGGAAGAAGAGAGGGUGAGAAGGAGGAUGGAGAGAAAUGCCAGGGCCGGAGUAGGCAAGAAGAGUAUAGUGAGUGGCCUGGGUUUGAAUGGUGCAGUGCCGACGAGAGGAAGGUCGAGGGGACGGGGGAGGGGCAGGUCGAGAGGUAGUGGACGAGGUAUGAUCGUGGUUAGUCAGUCGCAAGAUGAGGCCGUGGCAAAUGUUGAGGUGUUGCGGCCAGUCGAGACAUCGGAGACUAUUGAAGUGUUACAUCGCAACGUGGAGGAAAUACCGUCUCUCGUCGCGAUGCUGCCCACCAUCCAUACAAGCCCGCUCACGUUUCGAGGCCACCCCGAAGUUCCCGACAUUGGCAACUCUGACACCGAGCCAGACGACGACACUGAUGCAGCCUUGCAGCUGCGUUUCGAGAACGACAUCCAUGCACAAUUGGCCAUCGAAAGCUCAGAUGAGGAUUCCCAUCGUAGCAAACGGCGCAGGACAGGGAGCGCGGCGCCUAUGUCGAUACCUGCACCUGAAGCUCGACGCGCAUACCUCCAAGCAACACACAGGAUGGACCAUCAAUCUCGUGCUGUAUCAUCUGCGUCUAUUGGGUCAACAUCUACAUCCGAGUCCGAAGAGCCGGACGGAUCAAUACCACUGCAACCACAUUCUGAACCGUUUCAUCCGCCAAGCCACGACGCAAUGGACAUCAAUCCCUACACUGUCCACAUCCAGUUACCAUCAGAAUCGCCCUUGUCGGCUACCGCGCAUGCCGAAGGUCUGAACAACGAUCGUCUAGUUGACAACGAGGAAGACGAUGACGAAGACGAGGAAGAGGAAGAAUACGUCGUAGAAGCCAUACACGAGCACUAUCACGACGGCACCCAAAACUACUACCUCGUGAAGUGGGAAGGCUACGAGGAUAGCUUUGACUGGCUUCCCGAAGAGGAUCUCAGCGGCGCGGCGGAACUAGUCACUGAGUAUCACGAGAAACUUAGGAAAAGAAAGGAGAAGGGGAAAGGGAAAGGCAGAGCGUAAAGCAGUAUCAGACACUGCGGGGAACGUUGGAUACCUUUGCUUCGAUCAUUCAUCCUUAUCCUAGCGUGACUUCACAAUAUGGUGUUAUUUCUACCCUAGACUUUCUUAGACUGCUUGUUCCCCAUCUGCACCCACGCCUAAUUAU
Messenger RNA from Dothidotthia symphoricarpi CBS 119687, 1659 nucleotides. RefSeq lists its product as uncharacterized. Gene Ontology annotation, cellular component: pericentric heterochromatin. The coding region runs from base 87 to 1514 and encodes 475 amino acids. NCBI's taxonomy places the organism in Eukaryota, Fungi, Ascomycota, Dothideomycetes, Pleosporales, Dothidotthiaceae. Gene Ontology annotation, molecular function: chromatin binding. Gene Ontology annotation, biological process: chromatin organization; negative regulation of transcription by RNA polymerase II. The transcript is spliced from 2 exons. The record is from RefSeq and is a predicted model, not a curated record.